GUCCGAGCGCUCGUAUAAAUACACCUCCUCCCUGGGAUGAUUUCCUCCCACUGCUGCCCUCCGCCUAAACUCUGCCGCCUCGUACUCUAGGCUGUGAAGACAAGAAACCGCCAUCAUGUCUGAGAAGAAGAUGAACUCGAGCCGCAGGCAUCAUCUGAAGAGUCUGAUCCUGUCGAUCGGUGCAGGCUGGCUGGAGCAGGAGAAGAAGGACCUGGUCGCGGCCAAGGCGGCCUACAUGUCCGAGAACUGUCCCACCCCGUCCAUGAGCGGAGACCAGGCCGCACUCAUGGAAGCCUGCAAGAAGCUGCACGCCCUCCUCGACAAAGUGGAUGAAGAGAGGUACGACCUGGAGUCCAAAGUGGGCAAAGCUGAUAAAGAGAUCCAAGACCUGAAGAUCAAAGUGGUGGAUCUGGCCGGAGUGAAGAAACCUGCCCUGAAGAGAGUGCGUCUGUCGGCCGACGCCAUGCUGAAGGCUCUGCUGGGCUCCAAACACACGGUCAACAUGGACCUCAGGGCCAACCUGAAGCAGGUCAAGAAGGAGGUCAAAGAGGAGACGGUAGAUGCUGGCGACUGGCGUAAGAACGUCGAGGACAAAGCCGACAGGAAGAAGAUGUUCGAGACAACCUAAAGACUUGACCUCCGCUCCUGUAGUUGCUCUUUGGCUGGCACUUUUUAUGUUAAUUUUUGAAUUGAACUGAAAUAACUUUUGUUUCAUUAAAUCUGCAACUUUCA
Messenger RNA from Perca fluviatilis (European perch), 732 nucleotides. RefSeq names its product troponin I, fast skeletal muscle-like. Gene Ontology annotation, biological process: muscle contraction. The record is from RefSeq and is a predicted model, not a curated record. Lineage: Eukaryota; Metazoa; Chordata; Actinopteri; Perciformes; Percidae. The transcript is spliced from 7 exons. Gene Ontology annotation, cellular component: troponin complex. The coding region runs from base 116 to 628 and encodes 170 amino acids.